This is a messenger RNA of Neohortaea acidophila, 783 nucleotides long. RefSeq names its product RNA-binding protein Vip1. The coding region runs from base 1 to 783 and encodes 260 amino acids. Lineage: Eukaryota; Fungi; Ascomycota; Dothideomycetes; Mycosphaerellales; Teratosphaeriaceae. The record is from RefSeq and is a predicted model, not a curated record. The transcript is spliced from 2 exons. Gene Ontology annotation, molecular function: RNA binding.
AUGUCGAACACCGUCCACGUUCAGGGCAUCUCCCACCAAACGAGUGAGAAGGAAGUCCAGGACUUCUUCAGCUUCUGCGGCAAGAUCUCCAACAUCACCGUGAACAACAACUCCGACAACGCCGACGCUCCCCGCACCGCCGUCGUGCAGUUUGAGAAAGAGACCGCUGCCAAGACCGCUCUGCUCCUCGACAACACCCAGCUCGGCUCGGCCUUUGUGCACGUCACCUCCAACGCCGCCCCGGGCGCCACCUCGACCUCCACCUCCGCCGGCACCACCGGUGCAGCAGCAGCAGCGGGCACCACCAGCGACGAGCACGAUGACAAUCUCUCGCAAGAAGACAAGCCGCGCUCGCGCAUCCUCGCCGAGUACCUCGCGCACGGCUACGUGGUCAGCGACAAGGCGAUCGAGCGCGCCAUUGCCCUCGACCAGCAGCACGGCGUGAGCAACCGCUUCAUGUCGGCGCUGCAGAACUUCGACGCCAAGUACGGGGUGUCGGAGAAGACGGCGCAGGUGGACCAGAAGCUGGGCGUGUCGGACCGCGCGCACCAGGGCUGGCUCGGGCUGAACUCGUACUUUGAGGCUGCGGUUAACACGCCGACGGGCCAGCGCGUGCGUGCGUUCUACGACCAGGGAUCUAAGCAGGUGCUGGAUGUGCACAACGAGGCGAAGCAUCUUGCGUCGCUGAAGACGGGCAAGCCGGAGGGCUCCAUUCUGAGCGGCGUGCCCUCGGCUGAGCAGGCGCAGAUGGAGAAGGUGCAGAUUGAUGGCAAGGGUGAGUGA